Ostrinia nubilalis (European corn borer) is the source of this 9885-nucleotide messenger RNA. RefSeq names its product IQ motif and SEC7 domain-containing protein 3 (gene siz). The transcript is spliced from 22 exons. NCBI's taxonomy places the organism in Eukaryota, Metazoa, Arthropoda, Insecta, Lepidoptera, Crambidae. The record is from RefSeq and is a predicted model, not a curated record. Gene Ontology annotation, biological process: actin cytoskeleton organization; regulation of ARF protein signal transduction. The coding region runs from base 1 to 3198 and encodes 1065 amino acids. Gene Ontology annotation, molecular function: guanyl-nucleotide exchange factor activity.
AUGAUUGCUUUUGUAAGUGUCAAAGUGGCGAAGUCCGAGUCGAAGCUUGUGCUAGUGGGCGAGGGUGAGGGUGAUGGGUGCUGCUCCUGCACUGGCAUGAGGAUCGACCUUGGCGGGGUUCUGUUGGAAGCUGCCAAGCUGACUAGAUCCUGGUUCUGCCAGCGGCCUGGCUACGGCUUCUCCCAGAAAGUGGAUGAGGAGGAGUCCGGCGGCGGCGUGGCGCUCCACCCUCCCGACGGGUUCUACACGCACCAGCACUCCAUCCACAGCCACCAUGGCCACACCGCCGAGCCGGACCGCGGGUACAUGGAGGGCAAUAGAUACGUCACCGCGGUCCACCGGCCUUUACCGGCUCUAAACCACUCGAACUCGUCAUGUUCGUCCGCCUCGAACGCGUCGACGGGCGCGGGUCUGUGCGCCGGCGCACAGGAGCCGCCGCCGCCGCUGUACAUCGCCGCGCCGCCGGAGGGAUUCGGGAUGGCCGUUCAUACCAACAGGCGUGGCACAGACGUUUCCAUCAUGGGGACAACGGGGAUGACGCAAAAAGACCCGAGUUUGCCCCAAAAAAGGGGCAAAUUGACUAGAGGCCGUUAUGAGAUGUCCCAAGAUCUCCUGGACAAGCAGGUCGAGAUCCUAGAGAGGCGGUACGGAGGUCUUAGAGCUCGAAGGGCAGCGGUCACCAUCCAAAGGGCGUUUAGACGGCGACAGCUGCUGAAGAAGUUUAGCGCCAUCACGGCGAUGGCAAAAGCUGCUGACUCCACCGCGAGGAGAAUGCAGGACGGGCCUGAUCAUGGCCAGCUAGUCAAUGGUACAGAUAUCUACGGGAAUACACUGCUCCAGAAGAGUCCAGCGGGUGCGGAGAAGAUGUUGGCUCUCACCAGGCCGAUGAGGUCCAUGUCGCUGAGAGAACGGCACGACAUGGAUAUGAGCAACCACCUGCAAUGCGACACCCAGAACGAGGUGGAAGCGAUGGUAGCGAGGGUCCAGCAGUCGGCCCACCAGAUUCACAUGAUCGCGGCCGAUAUGCCGCAUCUACACCGUGGGGACACGGAUAGCGGGGUGUGCAGUUGUUCCGUGAGCGGCUCAGUUACCAACAUAUCGACGUCAUCGUCGCACAAUGAAUCUCUCCAUAAUCAUCAGUUGUUGAAUAAUACAGGUCCAAUAUACGGUAACCUGCUAUCGUCAGGGGGCAAGCCCCUGUCGUCCCCUACCGCGCGUCAGCAACAACAGCUGGCGGCGAUACAGGCUGCCAAUGCCAGGCGGAUGCCGCCAGAAGUGCCAAAGAGGACCAGCAGUAUUACCCUCAAUGCUGAAAGUCCAGUAUCGCUCCGCCGCGCCGAGUGUGGAGGAGCAGUAGUACGAGGAGGAUCGAUGUCCUCGGUCCAGUCCUCGUCAUCGUCAUCUUCGCAGGAGCACCGCCAUCAUUACCACCAGCCGUACCAGCAGAGGGCUCCGGAGCCUCACAUCCACAUCCAAGAGCAGCACUACCAAGGCCACCAGCGCACGGCAUCAGGCUCCGCCUACGAAGGCGUGGCCGCGCCAGUCCCCGCCCCCGGAUUCCCCGUGUGGAAGCGACAGGACGCGCCCCCGUACUACGAGGCGCCACCGCCAGCGGUAUGCUGUCGCCCGCAUGAUAGACACCCGCCCGCCCACCACCAACAGCCCAAGGUCUCCGAAACAGUCCGCAAACGUCAAUACCGCGUGGGGCUCAAUCUCUUCAACAAGAAGCCUGAGCGUGGCGUGGCUUACCUCAUAGCUAGGGGGUUCCUAGAGAACUCCCCUCGGGGAGUCGCCCGCUUUCUCAUCACGCGCAAGGGGUUAAGCAAGCAGAUGAUCGGGGAAUACUUGGGCAACCUGCAGAACCCGUUCAAUAUGGCUGUGCUAGAAUGCUUCGUCAACGAGCUAGAUCUCUCCGGCAUGGCGGUCGACGUGGCUCUUCGAAGAUACCAGGCCCACUUCCGACUGCCUGGUGAAGCUCAGAAGAUCGAGCGGCUGGUGGAAGCCUUUGCCCGCCGCUACUGUAUUUGCAAUACUGACUUUGUGCAGCGGCUGAGGACUCAGGAUACGAUCUUCGUGCUAGCCUUCGCGAUAAUAAUGCUGAACACAGACCUCCACACACCCAACUUGAAGCCCGAAGCACGAAUGUCGCUGGACGACUUCGUACGGAACCUCCGAGGGAUCGAUGACUGUGGGGACAUUGACAGAGACAUGCUGGCUGGAAUAUACGAUAGGGUCAAGUCGAGCGAGUUUAGGCCGGGAAGCGACCAUGUCACGCAGGUGAUGAAAGUGCAAGCUACGAUUGUGGGCAAGAAACCGCACCUGGCGCUUCCGCACCGACGCCUGGUCUGCUACUGCCGUCUAUACGAGAUACCGGAUAUACACAAGAAGGAGCGGCCUGGCGUGCACCAGAGAGAGGUGUUCCUAUUCAACGAUCUGCUGGUGAUAACGAAGAUAUUCAGCAAGAAGAAGUCUUCUGUGACGUACACGUUCCGCCAGUCGUUCCCUCUCUGCGGAAUGCUUGUUAAUUUGUUCUCAGUGCCGCACUAUCCAUUCGGCAUCCGCCUAUCCCGCCGCGUGGACGGCCGUCGCCUAGCAACCUUCAACGCGCGCAACGAACACGACCGCUGCAAGUUCGCCGAGGACCUGCGCGAGAGUAUUGCCGAGAUGGACGAAAUGGAAGCCAUGAGGAUCGAGGGCGAACUCAACAGAGGGAAGGGAAGAGGCACAGGAAACAAUAGGAACGUAAUGGAAAAUCGUGACAGCGGAGUGGCGGACGUUGAGAUCGACCACCAGCAGUGCAUGGACCACGUCCAUGUUCAUGGAGUGGUAGUACCACCACCGCCGUCCGGGCCGGCUCCGGCGGCGCCGUCACGGCUCCCACACAAUCCGCCGCCCACCACCAUCAUCAAACGGAACGUGCUCUCUAACUCGCUCGUGGAUAUCAACGACCCAGUGGCUCUAGCAGCUGAAAGGCUGCAAAGGCGGGGCUCCGUGGGAUCCCUGGACAGCGGCAUGUCGGUGUCGUUCCAGCAAGGCAGCCGCAACGCGCUGCACGCCACGUCACCACGUCAUCCUGGGGAGCAGAGAUCACCUGGACGUCUUUUCGGCGGCAUAUUCCCCAGUCGACAACGCAAGCUGAGCGCGUCUGGUGUCCCGGAUUCGAAGCACGGAGGGGUCGGCAAGAGCACAGAGGUGUAAAUGGAUAAUAAACCAGCACGGUUUCAAUUUGAGGAUUCCAGGAACUCCACAUUUCAGGGCUUGGAACACACCCGCUUUGGAAGAUUGGGUCAGUCAAGUUUUAUGUUUUAUUCUUCGUGAAAAACAUGAUUGUUCUGAAACUGUAGCCCAAAGGUUACAAAACAAAAUAAGAUGGCUAUAGUAUGAUAAGGGUUUUGCAUAAUUGAAUUUGAUUUCCAAAACUUAACCUUACAAUGUUCUUAAAUUGUUUUGAUUUUAAGAAAAAUAAAAUGGAAUAUGCUUAAGGGUUAAGGUGACAGAAUGUCUACAUGCUUCAUUUCAAAAAAUGGGAUUUAUGCCUAAAUCCUUUUGAAUAUAUUUUUACAGUGUAUUAUUAUCUAGAGUGCCAUCUUUGUUUGUGUAUUAUGAUCUUAAUUGUAUGAAACACUACGUAUGUGUUUACGUAAAACUUUAUUUAAUAAUAAAAAUGGAACGAACAUGCAGACUUACGAAUUGUGGUAAGGUAGCGUGAAGAAACAGGAGUUUGACAAUAUUGAGUAUGUACGAGUAUAUUCAGUAGUUUAACAUCACAUUUUAUGGAAAUUUAACACUUUAAAACAAUACAAAUUAGGGUAUAUUUUACAGCACACAUACUCUGUAAAUAUAUCCUAUAGGACAACUGAAAAUGAUGACACUAUUUUUAGUAUAAUUGCAAUUUUCAAGCAUUGACAUUACUAAAUUUUUGACAGAUGGUAACGAAUUCAGUUUCUUGUAUGUGUCAUUAUUUCGGCUGUCAUAACUAAUAUCAAAUACGAUUGUUAUUAAGUGCCAAUAUUUGCUGGUACCGAAUUAAUUUUAACAUUUUCGUAUAUUUCUUGACGUAAAAUCGUAUAAUAUCAGGGUCUAGGGCAUCGCGUAGGUAUGAAAUGUAGGAAUCGAACGAUUCGGGUUUUAUGGGCUUAUACCAAAGUUAGGUAUGAUACACUUUUGAUACUUCUGUACGUCGAAUAAUCAACGAAUAUGAAAAUGUAAAGGUAAUUUUACACUUGAUGUGUUACAGCUUGUAUAGUUUGGGAUAACUGGGGAAGUACUUAACAAUGAUAUUUGACAGGUUAUGUCAUAUUUUGAAUAUUUUCCAAUGACAUAGGAAGUUAUUGUAUUUAUUAAUUUCACUUGGCAAGAAACUUUCAUUAACAGGAUUAGGAUUUAUUCAUCAGAAAAACAUAAUUAUACAUUUUAUGAAUAAAUUAUAGAAUUCAGGUACGUAUCUAGUGAAUUUCGAAUUCUAAACACCUUCGAACGAAAACUGCAACUGUUGUUUUUGAAUAUUAACUAGUUGUUGUUUAAAUUUUGAGCUAUUUUUGACUAGUACGAUAUAUUACUCGGAUUAUACUAAUGUAUCACGAAAUUAGAUGACUAGUCGUGUUCGCGGUAUCGAAAACAGUGGGUCCAUGAUUUUGGAAGUAGGAUUAGGUGGAGAAGAACGGGUUAACAAUGAUUCUGAUCGUUUGUAAAAGAAAUUUUAUUCUAUCUUAGUGGAUAUAGGUCUUAUAUUGCUGAUAUUGCAGUUAAUUUAUGAAUGGAAGCGACUUGAUGUGCACGUCUUUUUAAGAGCGUAUACAGAAUUGAUAUUUUGUCAUUUUGAUGUUGACAGCUAUGAACUACAGUCCAUCACAGAAAAAUAAGAGAGAUUUGAGUUAAAAAUAUUGUGCUUUUAUUUUACACAUUGUCAGAAUCAAAGUUAAAAACCGUGUAGGAAAUGCUGGUUAUUGGGAGAGAAUGUUAUAUUGAUAAGGGUUUUGAAUCAUAAAGUACAGAACACAAUUAAUAAAACUACUACUUGCCGGAUUUAAAAUAAUAAUUGCAUGUUACCAGAAGCCACAAAGUAUUAAUAUUACUUUAUAUUUAAAUGGUUAUUAAAGAUUUUUAACUUAGAUUUCAUGAUAUUUUUUUAGAAUAAUUGUACAUACGUUCAGAAUAGAUUGCAAUAGGAUAUUUAGCAUCACGAUUUUCUACAUGCACAGUCAAGCAAUAAUGUUACAAGAGAGUUGGCAUGUUUUGGCUAAAUUAUUAAUAAUUAUGAUCAAUUACUGGUAAACGUUAAUAAAGGGACUAUAUCCACCUCUUGUUCCCACCGCUGCAACUCCUGUGUAGCCAGGAUCUACAGCUUGACUACCCACUGAAAUUCAAGCAGUGAGGCAAAGUUUGUUCUAGGGGAAAGUUCAGUGAUUGUGUGCUUACCAUGAGUUCACGUUAGGUGUGCUCGCUAGCGAGUAUGUCAAAAAAAUCUAUGAAGAUUUUAUUUCUCGAAAGUAGCCGCUAGGGGCGCUGCAUAAUAUGUCAUACAUUUAAUGAAAUUUUUUUACGCAGUCGCUAACGAGCACACGUAACCGUAAACUCAUGGUAAGCACACUGUUCAGUUCAAGGCGGAUGCCAAAUGACGUAUGAUAAUUGAAAGAAACAUCUUACUAUAGUCUAUCCAAUAUAGCUUGAUUAGAAUGACAGCUGCCAUCAAAAGUAACGACAUAACUUUGUAGUAGCGAUCAAUGAGAGCUAAAUAUUGGCGGACAAGAAAUAAUUCACGUCUGACCUACAAACAAUAUUUUCGACGACAGUGCUUCCAAUAAAAAUGUUAAUUUCGUGUAAAUGCAGCGUUAAAUUACACCAAUAAGUAGUAAUUCGAAAUUAUAAAAAUCAAGCUAGAGUAUUAACGACGUCUCUACAAGGUUAUCUCGAGUUACAAAAAUGUUAGUGUUGGGACAUAUCGACAAAUGUCAUAUUAAAUUAAAACUAAUUUUUUAACAUAUUUAACAAAUUUUUUACUAACUAAUUUUUUAACAUAUUUAAGUCAAGUUAUACGUUUUUCUAAAUGUUCACUAUUAAAAACCAAAAAACAUUUCAUUCUUAAAUAAUCAAACAUCGGAAAUCAAUCACCGGUAAUUUUUUGGGUAUUCAUAGCACCUUUGCUCUAGAAGAGAUGCCCACCGCCCUCUAGCGAGAGGAAAAAACCACUGAAGAACACUGAUGAUAAUGACUACGACUUAGGUUGUACACCCUUGACAUGAAUUUUAAAUUUUACUGUCUUUAAAUUUAAAUCAUAAUUGUCAUUUUUAUGAAUAAAGAUAUGAAGAAAAAUUGGGUGCAUUUUUUAUAUCAUUUUUUCGAAAACUUAUCGAUACAUCUAUGUGAACCGUACGAAACAUACCCAGCACUAGUCACAUUCGUUUGACAGCCGUCAUUCUAAUCAAGCUAUAUUGGAUAGACUAUAAAAUUCAUGCCAGCUCAUUUUGAACAUACUUAAAUGAAUACGUCACAUAUUACAUUUAUCUAAAUAAUAUUUAAAAAAUACGAAUUUAUUCACUAUUGUUGAUGAAUUUUAUUAGCUUUAUAGGCGAUUUGAGGAAAUUUUUAAAAUAGGCUAAUUCCUAACCCAUUUAACGUUUCGAAAUAUACAAAAAAUAUAACGUAUUAGUCUAGUCGUCAGAUUUUGGUGCAUUUCUGUCGAAUGUCCAUGUUUUAAAGUAGGGUAAGGAACUCUUCCAAAAACGUAUCCUAUUAUUUCGUGUUUGACUGUAUCCAGAAGGCUGCUUUUUGACUUGUACAGUCGUGCUUAGAAAUACGUUUACAAAAAUUUUGACAGUUAAAAGUCAUUAAAAAAAUGACAAUGUCAGAAUUUUUGUAAAGGUAUGCAUAAACUCGACUGCGUUAGUUCACUUUGAACGUAAUGUUGAACUGUAUUUACUUUACUAUGUUACCGAUUUUGACACUCCCUGGAUUUACCAAACGUAUACCUAACUAGUGUUAAGUAAACAAUGACUUUUGGCCGGUCUUCUCAUAGAUUUGCAUUUUUAUGAAGUAUAAAUAAUCUUUAACAUGGUGUUCUGAAGUAGUGUUGAAAUGUAAUAAGAUUGUAAUAAAAUUAUGCAUAUGAAAUGUCAAAUUGUUAUUGACAUUUGACACUUCCUUCAUUCAUCGUUGUGAGCGCAACCAUGCAUGCAUCACAUACAUACUUACUUCAUUCAAAAUGAUAUGUAGAAUAUGGAUUUUAUGUUGUGUUUUCAAACUAUAGUAAUUUCAAUAAAACACAAUAAUAUGCUCUACUUUCAUAAGACCGGCCAGUAAUAAAAUGUUGACUAAUUUAAAUGAUAGCCAUUGGUGUAUAUUAUAGGUGUUUCGAUAUACUUUGGUCGUAUGUACGGCUUCAAAUAAAUAAUAAUCAAUGUAUUUUAAAUUUGACAUUGAAGACAUAAAAUUCAAAAUUCAUUAAGGCAAACGAAGAUCCACUUUUAAAACUCGUUUAUAAAUAUUCUCAAAAAUCAAGACGGGAUUAAAGUAUUUAUUUAUCUAUAAUAUAAAUCAAUGGCAGUAGCUAACUACUGUUGACUUUGUACCGAUUACGUAAGCUUGUUGUUUCUACUGUUUGAUACGGGGGUAGAUAGAAAUUAAACUUGUUGAGAUCUCUUCGGCAUGAUCAGCGAUGAGGUUUCGAUCGUCGUGCUUUUGUAUUCCCUUAGUUUUACAUUUGCAGGUUAAUAUUGUCGUAAAAACAAUUCUUUCCCUCAUUUCUCUAUUCCCCUCUAUUAGAAACUAAUUUCUAAAAUAUUUUACGUUUCCCAAAAACAAAAGAUAAUUUUCUCUGUUAUUUCAAUCCUAUAGGAGUUUUUAUGACAAUAUUAAUAAGAUCUAAAACUAGCUAUUCACUAUUAAAAUACAAAAAAAUAAAGCUAUUUUAAUAGCAUUUUAAUUAAGCCUUGGCAAAAUCUUUAGUUUCUUCAAAUUGUGGUGGGUACAUGAAAUUGAAUAAUUAAAUAAAUAAUGGCACAUGGCUUGAAGGAAAAUAUCUAUAUUUAAUUAUUUACCGUUAAUCCGUUAUUAAUUUUAUUUACUAAAAUAUUUGUCAAUUUCAUGUGCUUCCACAAGUUUUCUGUACCUAUUAGAGUUGACUCAUUAAAUUUAACUCAUGAGUUAAUUCUCUAUUAAUUCAAUCCAUUGAAUCUCCAUUUUGUAUACUUCAUACUUGAUAAGUCUCAUCGUUUUUAAUAAUUUGUAUUAAAUGUGCAGUUGACUGUAUAAAUCAUUCAUAAAUAUCUGUCAGUUUGAAUUGAACUGUCAUUAAAAAUGUCAUUGACAUGUUUAUGCAGUCGACUGUACAUUCUUUCGAGUUAACGCUAGUUCUAAAAUAUUGUAAUGCAUGACAAAACUAAAGGAAUUGAUUCUUCGUUGGAUUAUGAACCUUGUGCGUAUUGUAAUAAUGUUGUGUCGAUUGUGUAAUAAUUCUAAACUUGUGACGAUCGGUAGUACUUAUUUCGAAUUUUAUUUUUUCAAUUUUAAUAUGAUAAAGUAUUGAAUUAUAUCUGCAGUCUUAAUUAAAUUUGAAUAUAAUAAUAAAUAAUAAAUUUUCCAUAAUAAUUAUUAACAUUACGAUGCUAAAUUAUAAAAUUUUUGAUUCGAAUUCAAGUACAAAAGUGCCGAUCCAAUUUUAUUUUAAAUGUGAAAUUCUUGUGCGUAUUUCAAGCGGAAUGCGUCUUUCUUUUCUUAGGAAUAUGAUUCAAUAUGAUGUAAUUUUGUGAUAGUGGUGUAUUCCAAUAACUUGUGUACGGAAACAUAUUUUAAUUAUAAUGCAUUAGAAGUUAAAAUUGGCUGAACGGCGAAUAAACAGCAUUGCAAAUAAAUAUAAAAAUUGGAAUACGCCAAUAGUUUUGUGUGAGAUGAUUAUAAUCAUUAAAUUGCUUUUGUAAAUUUCGCUUGAAGCCAAAGAUGUAUAAUUUGUGUUCACACCUUACGAUGGAACUGUCAUUUUGUGUUUUUUGCUAGAUCAGUAAUCCGACACAUUUAUUUUUAAUACACUCGAGAAAUACAUCUGCUGCAGAAACCAUCUAUAAACGACAGAAAUUAUAUUGCAACCAAAGCAAGUGAAAAUUAGGUUCGUGUACAUUUUGAAUACACGACUUUAAUAUGCUAACAUCAGAGAUGGAAUUGUGUAAAGCAAUCGUAAUCAUUAAAAUUUGACUGUUUAUAACGUACGAUAGAGUCAGUUAAACAAAGCAUUUGACACAAAAAUCGUACGUUAUGAACUGUCAAAUGAUAACGAUUGCUUUACACAAUUCCACUUCAGGUCUCUCCAACCAGUCUGGAUAACGCGGGCAGUGUAAACAAUCCUUCACUUGCCUCUGGUAAAUUGAAGGUCAUGUUCCUGCAAUGAAGACUAAAUGAUCUGGUGAGGAUUGAAGACUAUCGCGACAGAAGCGCUACGGAAGCGCUGUAUUGAGUCGCAGAGUGUAAAAAAUCUUUAAAUAGGUAUGUCGGAUUCCUGAUGUCAAAAGUUGAUUCUACAGCACGGUUCAAAAGUCAAAUGCAUGCCUCUAUUUGAAUCGACUUCCACAACUCUCUCCAGAGAAGUUAUGUUAAUUAUUUUUAGUUAUUUUAAGUUGAGGGACUAUUUAGUUUUCUGUAACAUAAACCUUACUAACUUAUUAUACUUUGUGUAUGUAUAUUAAAGAGUACAUUUCUAAUAUAUAUCCUUUAGUUAUAAUUGUUAUAUAAAUUAGUGUUUAAGCAAUAAACGCGUACGCGUCACCUUACAUGUUGUAUAAAAUUAUGAUAAUAUUGUUGAGAGUUGAUACACCUAAGUCACUUACAAUAGUUUUAUUUAAAUAAAAAACAAUGAAAAUGUAUUUAUUUAUUAAAUAUGAAUUAACAUUCAUGAUA